AUGCUUACAACACCCAGCAAUGCUGUGUCCGCUAAAUCGCCCCACGCUACUGUCGCCCAGCUGACGGUACUGAACCAGAUUCCGUACGGAUUGCUGGACCAUCUGAUGCAGGUCUCGGCCACUUGGAAUGCAACGAGCGUAACCGAUCAUGCUUGCCUCAAUCAACUCGGUGUCUUUGCGGCAUCGUUCGAUUCGGGCGAAGCUUGGGCACUAACCAUGUUCGAUUCGUGGGGCAAACAUCCGGCUGGUGUGCUGUUCGGGAAUGUGUUCGCGUUCGGUAACUUUGACCAGUGCCGCCGGUUGGUGCACCAGGGUGCCCUAACGAUGGUGCGCGGUCAGCACUGCACGCUGUAUGUGGAUCUGAGCCAGGCCGGCAUUCCGGUGCCGGCUCCCCUGCAGUAUGGGGUCUGCAUCCCGGACACGUGCGAACCACCGUUGGUGGCCGAUCUUACCGGUGCGUACUUUGCGGCCAAUCAGAUGAUGGUCGUGAAUGGACCACAGCUCGAUAUGUUCUGCUAUCGCGACGAGCACCGUCCCUUUCCGGCGGUUACAAUCGUGGCGAUCGUUCUUUUCUCGGCCUACGGCGCUUUGCUGCUGCUGGCGACGGUAGUGGAGCUCCUUUUUAUUCACCACCGCCAGCAGGUACCCGGAUUCGUGAAGCGCUUCUCGGCCUACACAAACCUGGGUCACGUGCUUCGCAUAACGCCUCGGGCCGAAGGAAAGGACGGUGUGCUCGAGUGUGUCAACGGCAUCCGGGCGCUGUCGAUGCUGUGGAUUAUCGUCAAUCACGUGCACGACUCAGCGCUCGGGUUGCCGACGUUCAACAGCCCCGUCCGUCAGGAGUACGCCGAGAGCUACUUCGGAGUGCUGUUCCACCGGCUGGGCGGUAAAGCGGUCGACAUUUUCCUCAUGCUCAGCGGCAUGCUGGUGUCGAUGAAGAUGCUGCGCGAGCUGGAACGAGCGCGCCGGUUGAACGUCUUGGAACUGUGGUUGCAUCGGAUCGUACGCCUGACGCCCGCCUAUGCGGCCCUGGUGCUGUUUGGCAUUGCGUUCGUGGAUUGGUUCGGCGAAGGGCUGCUCUAUAAACUGGUCGCCAGUGAACUGCUGACGGCGUGCAAUAAAAGCUGGUGGGGCGCCCUGCUGUACGUGCAGAACUACUCGCACUACACGUCGAUGUGCUUCGCGCACACAUGGUACCUUGCGGUGGACAUGCAGCUCUAUGUGGUCUCGCCGCUACUCAUCUAUCCGCUGUGGCGCUACGGUAAACGGUUCGUGCCGGCGAUCGUCCUGCUUGCCCUGCUGUCGAUCAGUUGCGUUUUCGCCACCUUCAUGGUGAACGAAUACCGGUUGAACCGUUCGGCUCCGCCGGGUGAUGGACUGAUGCCACGCAAAGCCUACCAUCCGACCCAUGCCCGCAUGAGUGUCUGGCUGUUCGGGGUACUUUUCGGCUAUCUGCUGCACCGUACGCGAUCGGCACCGGUGAAGCUACCGACGGUGGCACUGGCAGCCGGAUGGCUGCUGACGGCCGUGAUCCUCGUCGUGACCGGAUACGCACUGAAGCAGCUCUACAUCGGUGACUAUACGCGCAUCGCGCUGGUGGCCGAUGCGUUCUACGAGUCUCUACACCGCAGCUUCUGGGCCUUCGCCGUCAUGUGGGUCAUCUUCGUGUGCAUCAACGGUCAAGGUGGGAUCGUCGAUCGGUUUCUUGGCUGCCCGCUGUGGCAACCACUUUCCCGGCUGUCCUACUCCAUGUACCUGGUGCAUAUCGCCAUCCAAGCGGUCACCCUCACGCUAGUCCUGCGCGACCCGGUUCACUUUAGCAUCGUCAAUCUGUUCUACACGGCGUUCGGGUUGAUUUGCAUCAGUGCGUUCGUCGGAACCGUGUGGUGCAUUGCCUUCGAGUAUCCUUUCUUCGGAUUGGAAAAAUAUCUAUUCAGACCGAACCGGGGUCACUCGAAGCCGGUUGCGACCACCGCUUCUUCUGGUGCGAACGAAGAGGAGCGUAAAGAAAUGUGA
Molecule: messenger RNA, 2016 nt
Organism: Anopheles cruzii
Lineage: Eukaryota; Metazoa; Arthropoda; Insecta; Diptera; Culicidae
Product: nose resistant to fluoxetine protein 6-like
Exons: 4
Coding region: 1-2016 (671 amino acids)
Molecular function (GO): acyltransferase activity, transferring groups other than amino-acyl groups
Source: RefSeq, a predicted model, not a curated record